AAAUCAAAUGACAUUUUGUAAAAAAACAAAGUCACAUGGAACUGAACUUAGUUUAUUUUGAUUAAUUUUUAAUUCCAGGCAUAAAGUUCUAAUUGUAGGUCUUAAAAGUAAAAAUGUCUAAAAGACCGGAACAUCAAGCUCCACCGGAACUUUUUUAUAAUGAAGAUGAAGCUAGAAAAUAUACACAAAACUCACGAAUUAUAGACAUUCAAGCACAGAUGACUGAAAGAUGCAUUGAGCUCUUAGUAUUACCAGACGAUACACCAUCUCUGUUACUUGAUAUUGGCUGUGGAUCAGGUCUAUCUGGUUCAGUACUUGAGGAAUAUGGACAUAUGUGGAUUGGUUUAGACAUUUCAUCAGCUAUGUUAGAUGUUGCUUUGGAAAGAGAGACAGAAGGCGACUUGGUUCUAGCUGAUAUGGGUGAGGGAGUGCCAUUCAAAGCUGGCAGUUUUGAUGGCGCAGUCUCAGUAUCUGCAUUACAGUGGCUUUUCAAUGCUGACAAAAAAUCUCAUCAACCAGUCAAAAGAUUAUAUAAAUUCUUCAGUACCUUAUAUGCAUCAUUGUCAAGGUCUGCAAGAGCAGUUUUUCAAUUUUAUCCAGAGAAUGAAAGUCAGCUAGAUUUGUUAACUACACAAGCUAUGAAGGCUGGUUUCUAUGGAGGUGUUGUGGUGGACUACCCAAAUUCAGCUAAAGCGAAGAAGUUUUUCCUUGUAUUAAUGACAGGAGGUGCUGCACCAUUACCACAGGCUCUAGGUACAGAAGAAAGUGAUAAUUCACUGCAAAUUAAGUAUGCAAGGAGAGAAGCAUCAAAAGGUGCUAGAGGUAAACCCUUGAAAAAUACAAGAGCUUGGCUAAUUGAAAAGAAGGAGAAGAGAAGGAAACAAGGCAAAGAAACUAAACCUGACACAAAAUAUACAGGCAGAAAAAGAAGUGGUCGUUUUUGAUACUUCUUCAUAUUAUUUACUAAUUAAAUACAUUCUAGACUAUAUAUUAUACAUAUAAACUAAGAUAAA
Messenger RNA from Bicyclus anynana (squinting bush brown), 1013 nucleotides. Its product is annotated as probable 18S rRNA (guanine-N(7))-methyltransferase. Bases 114 to 944 code for a protein of 276 amino acids. The transcript has 6 exons. Gene Ontology annotation, cellular component: nucleolus. Gene Ontology annotation, biological process: rRNA (guanine-N7)-methylation. The record is from RefSeq and is a predicted model, not a curated record. Gene Ontology annotation, molecular function: rRNA (guanine) methyltransferase activity. Lineage: Eukaryota; Metazoa; Arthropoda; Insecta; Lepidoptera; Nymphalidae.